UGCACUGCAUUCCAUGAGUCCAGACUAGUAGCGGUUUUAUUUCCUACUCUAAUCAGUAAGGGCGGUUAUCUUGGGGUGCAACCGUGUUAUCUUUGUAUCUGACACUUAGUAUUUGAUGGUGAAACAGUAUUUGAUAGUGAAACCUAUCAAAGUUUGUUUAUUUCACUGUGUAUAUAGGACACAAAAUAUUUCAAGUUCCUAUCAUUAUCAUCUUGAACACAACAGAAUCGUCUACAACAAACUAGUACACGAAACAAACUUGACUACACUACAUUUAAUCUAUUGGAGACAUCAGAAAAUUUCAAUUGCGACACAGAAGGUAAAAUGCACGCCAAGUUAUUAUUAUCAUGCGUGGUAGCUGCACUAGCAACUAUCGCCUCGGCAAUGCCUGCACAAUCUCUCGCGGACCUUGGAAUACCGGUAUCCGGGGCGCAACUUGAAGUAAAUAAUGCCGACAACCGCACCGGUGAAAGCCCACAGAAAUGGGCUGAGAAAAGCGGACCUUGGCCCGAGUUCACCUAUGUGAAGAGACAGGAUAGAAGACGUAAGCGCAGACUUCUUUCCGAGAGUAUUCCUCAGGCAAAGGACAGUGGCCAGCAUGUCAAGGCCCGUUCUUGAACAAUGCCAUCUAGUCCGCAAUUUCUAUCUUGGAGUUGCAUUAGCAACAUACUGGAGGGUAAAAGUGCACUUCCAUGUGAUCAUAGAAACCUGGAAAUCUGUUCGUGGAAGCUGGACGACGCGACACUUUUCAGUAUUUAUGUACAUUUAGUCUGUGAUUAUGUACAAAAAUAAAUCAUAGAAUCAUUCAC
Messenger RNA from Sphaeroforma arctica JP610, 809 nucleotides. RefSeq lists its product as hypothetical. Lineage: Eukaryota; Ichthyosporea; Ichthyophonida. Bases 325 to 618 code for a protein of 97 amino acids. The record is from RefSeq and is a predicted model, not a curated record. The transcript has a single exon.